Messenger RNA from Dromiciops gliroides (monito del monte), 1752 nucleotides. Its product is annotated as mannosylglucosyl-3-phosphoglycerate phosphatase-like. The transcript has 8 exons. Lineage: Eukaryota; Metazoa; Chordata; Mammalia; Microbiotheria; Microbiotheriidae. The coding region runs from base 1 to 1752 and encodes 583 amino acids. Gene Ontology annotation, molecular function: hydrolase activity. Gene Ontology annotation, biological process: nucleotide catabolic process. The record is from RefSeq and is a predicted model, not a curated record.
AUGGAGGCGACCAAUUCGGUCCCUGUGUCUGCGUCUCCUCCUCCCCUGGAGCCCGAGGUGGAGGUCUCUCCCUUAGCCACGGAAGUCCUGUGCAUAGAGAACGGCCCCAGCGACCUCACCAUCCUCCAUUUUAACGAUGUUUACGACGUAGACCCGAGGGUCGAGGAGCCCGUCGGAGGGGCCGCCAGAUUUGCAACAACUGUGAAAAAGUUCAGUUUCCUGAAUCCACUUUUAAUUUUUAGUGGAGACUGCUUAAAUCCUUCAGUAUUAAGUACAAUAACAAAAGGAAAACACAUGAUUCCUAUUUUAAAUGAAUUGGGAGUACACUUUGCAGUCUUUGGAAACCAUGAAUUUGAUUUCGGUGUGGAUAUUUUGGAAGAAUAUAAAAGACAAAUGCAUUUCCCAUGGUUUCUCAGCAAUGUAUAUGACAAAUUUACUUCAGAACCUCUUGGACAUGGCACAGUUAAAAAAAUAGUUAAUUGGAACAAUAUAGCAAUUGGCUUAAUGGGACUAGUGGAAGAAGACUGGCUAGAUACAUUAGCCACAGUUAGCAAAUCAAAUCUAAACUAUAAAGAUUAUGUUGAAGUUGCUAAUCAAAUAUCUGUAGAACUUAAAGAAGAGGGAGCAGAUCUUAUCAUUGCAAUCACACACAUGAAAUGGACAAAUGAUACACGGCUUGCUCAGAAAGCUGAAGGAGUAGAUCUAAUUCUAGGGGGUCAUGACCAUGAAUAUGGAAUCAAGAAAGUUAAUGACACAUGGAUUGUGAAAAGUGGAUCUGAUUUUAGGAACUUGACAAAGAUAAAUAUAAGACGCUUUGGUGCAUCUUUUCAAUAUAAAUUUGAGAAAUUGGACAUUUUGAAUCAUUUAGAAGAAGAUCCACAUAUCAAAGCAAUAGUAAAAGAUUAUACCCAAAACCUACAGUAUAUGUUAAAAGAAGUUCUCUGUCCAAUUGACAUGGAAUUAGAUGGACGUGCAAUUACUGUAAGAAGAUCAGAAAGCAACCUGGGAAAUCUAGUAACUAAUGCAAUGUUGGAAGCUACUCGUGCUGAUGUAGCACUACUUAAUUCAGGUACUCUUCGUUCUGAUCGAAUACAUCCAGCUGGGGAUUUCACUUUGCAUGAUCUUUUGGCUAUUCUUCCCAUAGUGGACCCUGUUCUAGUUGUCAGAGUAACGGGUGCACAGUUGCUCGAAGCACUUGAAAAUGGGGUUUACAAAUAUCCAGAUCUUGAUGGGAGAUUUCCUCAGGUUGCAGGAAUGGAAUUUGGAUUUGAUCCAGAGGCAGAGCCAGGACACCGAAUAAUACGAGACACUGUAAAAAUUCAAGGACAAUACUUAAGGAAAAAACAAGUAUAUCUUCUUGCUAUUAAGGAGUACAUUGCAAAUGGGAAGGAUGGUUACAUAAUGCUUAAAAGUUGUCCUCGAAUGUUUGAUACAGAAACUGCACAGACACUUUCUACAGUGGUUCUGAAUCACUUUGAAUCAGUCAAAAUUGUGCAGGGUAGGAAGCAGUGCCUUUCAGGCCAUCGAAUGAGCUUAAUUACUAUGUCUAAAACAGCAUCAUUUACAGCCUUUGAAGAAAAAUCAGAUAGAAGAACAGCAGUAAUGGCAGUACCUGGUAUAGAAGGAAGGAUUUGCCAUAUUUCUCAGGAUAUGAAAGAACAUUUGCGGCAACUUAGAACUGCAAGAAAACAAGGAUUAAGAACGUAUCCCACAAUUAAUGACAAUACAUGUGAAAAUUCUGAUUCUGAUUGA